Messenger RNA from Fomitiporia mediterranea MF3/22, 943 nucleotides. RefSeq lists its product as uncharacterized. NCBI's taxonomy places the organism in Eukaryota, Fungi, Basidiomycota, Agaricomycetes, Hymenochaetales, Hymenochaetaceae. Bases 72 to 707 code for a protein of 211 amino acids. The record is from RefSeq and is a predicted model, not a curated record. The transcript is spliced from 4 exons.
CUUUCCCCGUCCCUGUCCUUCCUACUCUCAACUCCUUGCUCACUAGAUGGUCUCGAUUUCUGCUCUGGCAAAUGGCAGAUCAGUCAAUUACCAACUUGAAGCCGAGCACGCCGCCCUGGCCAUCCCUCUACGACCCGUCUAUUGAUCUCCUUCGGAUCUCAGGCAACGAGGCAAUCCAGCCAAGAGGUCAUUACCUCAAUGACGCCAAUGACAUCUUCCGGUUUACCCUCUACUGGACCUUCGUCUUCUAUCUCCCGUUCUUCGUCCUCUGCGGUGUCCUCGCAUUCCUCAACAUCGCCUUCGCACCCACACUUCACCACUCUGCUUAUCUACGUCAUGAAGAGCAACAACAGUAUGAAUCUUUCCCUCUCGUGAACACGACACCACAAACGGCAGCCUCGCCUACAUCUGCAACGGGUUUUGUCCCAAAGCCUAAUGCUUCACAAGUAUCAGCAUCACGGCGCACGCCGCCAAAGGUUAACCCGCACCGUACUCGUGCUACCUACGCCGUAUUGGUUCUCCUGAUGUAUCUCGCCGCUGGUCUCCUAGGUGCCGUCGUCGGCUCAGCAGUCAUCGGAUACCUUCUCGCGGCACUCUACAAAGCUGGACAUUUCAACAUGUCUACAUGGAUCCCACCGCUGUUUGCGUUAGUCCAAACUCUCGUUGGGAUACUGGGUGUUUAUCCGUCUCUUGCCGAGAUCAUAUGAAGUCGGGUUCUCUUUUGGUGGCUUUUGGGUCUGGGUGUUUGCUGGGUACCUUCGUACUCCCUUAGGGCACUUGGUUUCGCCCGACUACUUCGCAUCUUUCAGUCAUCUUAUCCUGUUAGUUUCUGUGCUCUUUCGGGUUGUUACACAACUUAUAAUGAUCCUUGCACAAUCGCACUCCUGUAUAUCUACAAUCAGCUAUCCUCAUCCUUUGUCUGUUAAUUCAGUCUCAUUCUCAC